This is a messenger RNA of Lottia gigantea (owl limpet), 1792 nucleotides long. RefSeq lists its product as hypothetical. Gene Ontology annotation, cellular component: cytosolic small ribosomal subunit; nucleus. Gene Ontology annotation, molecular function: RNA binding; structural constituent of ribosome. Lineage: Eukaryota; Metazoa; Mollusca; Gastropoda; Lottiidae. Gene Ontology annotation, biological process: positive regulation of apoptotic signaling pathway; translation. The record is from RefSeq and is a predicted model, not a curated record. The coding region runs from base 78 to 692 and encodes 204 amino acids. The transcript is spliced from 5 exons.
CUUUCAGUUUGUUGUUUCGAGCACCUGCCUUCCCACAAUUCAUUUUCAACUACUUCCUUUUCCGAUAAUCAUCCAAGAUGGUUGGACGUCAUCUUCCCAAGAAGCGAAAGUUCGUCGCUGACGGUGUAUUUAAAGCUGAAUUGAAUGAGUUUUUAACUCGAGAAUUGGCAGAAGAUGGAUACAGUGGUGUUGAGGUUAGAGUCACACCAACAAGGACUGAAAUCAUUAUUCUAGCCACUAGAACACAAAAUGUGCUCGGUGAAAAGGGAAGACGUAUACGUGAAUUGACAUCAGUUGUUCAGAAGCGAUUCAACUUUUUAGAAAACACAGUUGAAUUGUAUGCUGAGAAGGUAGCUACAAGAGGUUUAUGUGCUAUAGCUCAAUGUGAAUCUUUACGAUACAAGUUAAUUGGAGGAUUAGCUGUUAGAAGAGCAUGUUAUGGUGUAUUGAGAUUUAUUAUGGAAAGUGGAGCUAAGGGCUGUGAAGUCGUUGUAUCUGGUAAACUCCGUGGACAGAGAGCCAAGUCAAUGAAAUUCAUAGAUGGCCUCAUGAUACACAGUGGUGAUCCCUUAUUAGAAUAUGUAGAUACAGCUAUUCGACAUGUACUCCUCAGACAAGGUGGUACAAGUGGUAAAAAUAAAAGAAACAAAAAAAUAAAUGAUAAAAUCUCCUUGCUUGUCAAGUUUUCUUAGGAACAGAUAGAAUAAGCCCUAAAUGAAAGUGGUUGAGAUCAUACCUGGGAAUUUUCUACUAGGUUUCCCACUGCCAUUCGUUCAGGUCUUUUGGGGUGUCAUGUAAAAAGUGUCCACAUGUUCUUGAAACAAUCUUGGAUCUCUAUCCUGCUGUGUUAGAAGUUAAAACCUGAGGACAUUUCAGUGCCAAGAUCAGUUCAAGAAUAUGCGACUCUACUGCAGAAAGCUAUGAUUUACUCUGAAUGAAAAGCUGCCCUCCUGAACAAUUCAACAUAUGGAAAUGUCCUCUCAUAAAUAUCUAAGAAACAAAAAAAAAUAUUUAAAAAUUUUAUUCAUGUAGAAGAGGUGCAUGCCGCCAGAAACAUUGAUAUGUUAACUAAUUAUUGCUAAGGCUAAAAUAAUCAGAACUGUGACCAGUCUUAUUAAAAUUAGAACAAACUUUAUUAUUUAUUAGCUUCUAUUUUUACUUUAGCUACUUCAGUUAGGGACUUAUGACAGGCCUCUUGAAUAUUUUAUGAUAUCGCCUGCCAAUCCAAUUUCUUCCCACUCAAACACUGAGAUUUUGUGAAAAUAAAAAACGGAACGAAAGUUUAGUCUUAUUUAAUUGGACAGCUAUGACAAAUAAAUCGCUGUUGCACGUUUCUAUUUGGUAAACAGUCUUUAUUAAAAAAUUUGACAUCAACACUGACUAAUUAAAAUCUGAAAUAUUCAAAUACAAAUAAAUGAAUUGUAUUGAAGGCAGUGAAAAUUAAAAACAAUGACUGGCUGACAAAGAUUGACUGUUACUAUAAACAUUAUUAACAUGAUCAACUGGUUUAAAAAUUAUAAAUAAUGGCUCUACAAUAUAUUCAACAAAUCACUUGAAAAAUUGAGUCAAACAGAAAAAAAAACUAUUGUACUGCACAUAAUUUAAAUCAUACCACAUAAAAGAUUACCAAAGCAAAAAGAUAUGGUGCAAAAAAAAUUGAUCCAAUUAACUUCAUUGGCCAAUGAUGUAUUAUGUUAAUGGUGAAUUGUUUUGUUUUAUUUCUUUUGGAUAUUCAGAAUCCGGUUUUCAAAAUUUUUAUACUAUAACAAACUUAUUGUUUAGACUGGAAGAC